Larimichthys crocea (large yellow croaker) is the source of this 7751-nucleotide messenger RNA. Its product is annotated as thyroid adenoma-associated protein homolog. Gene Ontology annotation, cellular component: cytosol. Lineage: Eukaryota; Metazoa; Chordata; Actinopteri; Sciaenidae. Gene Ontology annotation, biological process: tRNA methylation. The transcript has 31 exons. The record is from RefSeq and is a predicted model, not a curated record. The coding region runs from base 92 to 5701 and encodes 1869 amino acids.
AGUAGAAGGAGAGCCGUGUCACGUGGUCAGCUGCCAUCGUGCUGCCAGUGUGUCUGACAACAUCAGAGGUGUGUGCAGUGUUAAUGAAACAAUGUUGACGUUUGAAGACCUGAUGACUAGUCUGAGAGAGUGUGUGAUCACAGAGCGUGGAGCAGCUGAAACUGUCAGGCUCUUUAUUGAUAAACUGUCUGAAUCCUCCAGGAGUAGUGUGAAAAGAAGCAAAGAGCGCUGCUUAGAGGAGGCUGUCCAGCUGUUGAGACAGAUCCCAGAGACACAGCUUCAUGUCUUAGAGGAGAGCCACCUCCUGCUUCUUGUCAGGCUCCUCAUCUCCAUGCAGCUGCAGAUGGUCAACAUCUCCACAGCCUGUCGUAAAGUGGACCAGAUGCUGCAACAUCUGGCAAAGCUGGACCACCAAUUGGUUUUUAGAGAAACCCAGCUGUGUUUACACGGCAUAGUCCAAACUGAGCAGGUCUUGUCUCAUGAGGAUCUGCAGAGAGCCUGUAUGUUCCUGGAAGACAGCGCUGUUGGUCAUGAGGUGUGGCGAGAGUCAUCCCUGUCCCUGCUGAGUAAAGUGUCCGAGUUAUUCCCCGUCGUAUUGCAACAAGAAUCCCUCAGAGAUGGGCCGCUGUGUUACACUGCUGUCAAGGUGUGUUUGCAGAUAUUUCAGCUGUUGUCCAGUGAAGUGGCUCCUCUGGUGUGGGGCACAGAGCAUGGGCAACCAGCAGUGCAGAAGAUCCUGCAGGCUCUCAUGGAUAUAAUACUCGGACAGUGCUGCAACAGGGACACUCGUCUCCUGGCAGGCACUGCUGUGGCCAUGCUGAUCAACACAGCACCAGAGAGCAGAGCUGGAGAAGCUGCUGCUUGGAGUCUGCUACAGGUCUUUCACUCAGAACCUUGGCUGCUGACUGUCGGUGCUCUCCAGGUACAGUGCAGCCCUACAGGGAAGGACGGCGUGGACAGGGUGGCUGUGAGCAGGGGCCUCCUGACCUGCUGUCGACCUCACAUCUUGCUGAGUUCACACGUGGAUGCCACACAAACGUGUUUACUGCUGAAAGGUUUGUUUCCUCUGGUCUGUGCUUUGUGUGAGGAGAAGCUGGAUUGUCACUACUUUGCCUUUGAAGUAUUCACACUGUGGCUGAAGAAAGUUAAAGAAAGCCUGGCUGAUAUCUGGAAGAUGACAGGCGUUCGCCUUCUGCCUGACGAUGGCAGCCUGCAGCAAGAGCUCAUUCACAUUAUCUGGACCAAUGCAGAAAGUCCAGUUGAAGGUGUGUCCGAAUUUGUGCGCAGUGCCUUUAGUCUGCUGCUGGACAUCUAUAAAAUGGACUGUGAGCAGUUUUGUGACACAAAGAAGAUUCUUUACUGUACUCUACUUCAGCGAAUAAUCAAACUACCUUGGGAAGCCAAAGCCAGAUAUCACCGCCUUUGUGCACUACUGCCGUAUCUGGGUACUGACAUGGUGCUCGAUCAAUAUGUUGAAAUACCCAGUCAUCUCCUGAAGUGCUUGUCGACCAAUCACUUGUCACCCUGUGCGUCGGAGCUUUACAAGUGUCUGAUCCAGCAGCAGAGACGAGAGCUAUGUGGCGGCUCACAAAAGUCUGCUUUACAAACCGAGCUGGAUCUGGCCAAUCAGUGGGCGAAGCGUUGGCAGCCUGUCCUUCAUGAGGCACUGACGUCUGAUGUGACUCUUCUACAGAACAACAGCUCAACACACUUAUUACCCUGCACCUUUCAAGUCUUCCCCUCUGCCGUGGAUCCUCUGCUGGCCUUUCUGGACCCAUUCGCCCCCGGCCACCUCCACGCCUGGGCCUGCAUCAUGAGCUCCUAUCGAGCCCUGACUGGAGGCUCUCCAUGGGCUCUGCAGGGAAGUUCCGCCCUUGAAACCCUGCAACUAGCCCUAGGAUCUGCAGAUGACAAAGUCCGUCUGGCUGCUCUCAACCUCCUCUGCUGCAGCCCAAAGACCAAAGACACUCCAACUACAGAGGAGAUGUCAAUAAUGAGGAAGUUUAUUCCUCAGAACUUAAAUUGUGAGUCCUCUCCUUUCCGCCAGCAUCUUCAGGCGGGAGUGAAGAAGUUUCUGGUUCGUAUCAGAGACGGCUGCUUGGCACAUGUCAGACAUAAAGGUAAAAAGAAAGGAGAUGCCACCAACUCAGAGAUGGCACAGGAUUUACUGGAGCAGGGAAUAGGGUUUGUGGAUUGGUUGGAUCAACUUCCUUACAGCUAUCUGGCACCAGGACACAGUUAUCAGAGGAAGAAGACUGCGUUGCUGUUGCUGUCUGCAGUGCUGGAGACCUGCACAGACACAUGGAGCCCAGACAAAAAGAAGGGACAACCUCCGGCAAACAUGGGGUCUCUCAUUAACUGUGCCAGACAAAGAGGACAGUGGGAUUUCGUGUGCAGGACAAAGCAGCUGGUCCUCAUCAGCUGUUUAGAAGAUUCUACAAAUGAGAUUCGGGAGCUCUCAGCUGGGCUAUUGUUGAGAUUUUUUCCACCUUGUUUUCCUGAUGAUAUCGCUGCAGUGCUGUUCAUGCGAACCAAGCUGCUUCUGUGCAGUCCUCGGGUGCAGGAGGCUCAGAUGGGUGCACUCAUGAUGAAGGUCCUCCUUCAGAAAUCACAAGACCAGCACGAGGACUGCAGCCUGAACAGUAGAGCUACUAUUAGCAGUGGAGGUAACCCCAAGGCCUCCUGCAUGAUCAAAUUCCUGGUUAAGGAGCUUGAGGAGCACUAUCUGACAGCCAAGGCUGACAUGAUGCUUGCCGCUAGAACCAAGCCAAUACAUGGUGUUCUAAGUGCCCUUCAGAGGUGUUUGCUUGAGGCACACGGCAGCGUCUAUGACACACUCGACCACAGUCUGACCACGGAUGUGCUAAGCCUGCUGGAGAAUAUCUCUCUGCUGCUGCUGGGUGUUCUGUAUGGAGACCUGGAUGCCUGUGCCACUGAAAUGGAUGCCCCACCUUCUUUUUGUGAUAUGGGAAACGCCAUCACUUCUCUAAUAGCCCAAGCGUAUGACGGAGGUCAAGGUGAUGGAGACGAGUGUGUCCUGCUAUCUGAAGAACACAGCCUCGUUCUCACCUGCUGCUGGGUUUCCCUCAAGGAAAUAGGAAUCUUUUUAGGCUCUCUGGUGGAAAAAAUUCUCAGCGAAUCUAAACCCAACAAGUGCCUUUUAACAAAAGAGGAUCUAACGAGAGCAUCAAAAGUCUUCAAGAAUAUUCUUCUUAAAUGUCGCCACUGGGGGGCAGUUGAGGGAUGCUGUAUUGGCUUUACUAAGUUCUGCGCCUCUCUGUUGAGCAGCAGUGAAGCAGAGCUUAGAGAUAUCCCAGCCCACAUGCUGAAACAAGGUUUGCAGGUUGUUCAGUCCCCUCGUUCCACAUCUGUAACCCGGCGGGCUGCAGGGUUACCUAUGCUCAUCCUCUGUGUCUUGGCAGCAGGGGAGGCCAGUAAAGCAAAACCACUGUUAGCCAAAAGUAUGCAAACCUUACUGGAGACUGCCAAAACUCCUCUACCUGAGAACUGGGACCAAACACUGGACCUGCCACAGGUGUGUGCGGUUCACACUCUGCAGGCCUUGGUGCGUGGUUCAGGUUUGGGAGCAGCUGUCCUUCAGUUUGCUCCUGCUGUAGCCAUCUUGUCACUCACUCUGCUCAGUUCUCCAUGCUGGGCCAUGAGGAACGCAGCUCUGCAGCUUUACAGUUCUCUGUGCUCGCGAAUGCUCGGUCAGCGGCCCAGCAGUGAAGACGGUGGCCCCACCCAGCAUGGCAUGUCCCCCCUUGCUUUCUUCUUCCACUACCCUGCGCUUCAGCCCUUCCUCCUGGGCGAGCUAAGAGGGGCAGCACAAGACCUCCAGGGUCCAUCUAAUGAGGCCAAGUUACACCUCCAACCCUCGCUCUACCCUGUCCUCACUCUGUUGGCCCAACUCCAGCCUGGUGUCCAAGACUCAACAGAAACUUUGUCAGACUUCCUGCCUCCUUUACUCGAGCUGUCUGCCAGUCCCAUUUACAGCGUCAGAGUGAUGGCGUCAAAGGCUUUGGUUGCCAUGACUCCCCCCUCCGAGUACAUGAACAUCCUCAUCAAACUGUCUACUCACUUGCCCAGUCCACGGGAGUGCUGCUGUCACAACCGGCUCCAUGGACAGCUGCUGCAGAUCAAAGCAGUCUUAGAGAGAGCUCUCUGCACAGUCAGUGCCCCUUCAUCUGACCUCUUUGAGGUGUUGAGCAGGGUGGAUGCCUCGCUGUGGCUGGCGACUGAAGCUCAGCGCUGCCCCCUAGUCAGAGCGGCUUACCUCGGCGUGGCGGACUCACUGAGAAGAUUCUGCUGUGAGACUUACCUGUCAAAGCUCAGUGACACACUCAUGCACGAUCUCCAAGCACCUCAACAAGAGCUUCAGAUUGGGUUGUCAUCCUUCCACCAACAAGCCAUCCACUUUCUAUGUACAGAUCUAAAGUGGGCACGUCAAAUCUGGGACAACUUCUCUGCAGUGACCCCUGAUCUGAAACUCUCACUGGUCACAUGGGUGGUGGAUGAGCGCAGUUGGCAGCAGGCCAGCUUGGGAGAGGUGAUCCAGAGGGUGCUGCAGACAAACCUGAGGGAGGCGUUGUUGAGUCACAGUGUGGAGUACCGCAGGGCCUACCUCGCAGCUCUGGUAGCAGCAAUGGCAAGAGGUGAUUCUACUUUACCCCAACAUCAUCCUCAGUCAGCCCCACUGGAGGAGCCAGUUCUGCCUGAGUGUCUGGAUUUGUUGCUCAGGGACUUGGAGGACCAGCGAGGCGGGCCUGAGUAUCUGUCCCAGGCUCUCUCUGCUGCUAGUCUGCUGCUCUCCCAGUGGCCAGACUCCAGUCUGAAGAUAUCCUUGUUCCAGCGUUUGUGUAACGUUCUGGAGUGUCAGCGGUUGCCAGACGCCCCUGAAGUGCUCAGGAUGGCGUGUGCCGAAGCUCUGUGCGUGGCUCCACUAAUUAACCUGAGAGAACACAGCGCUGCCAUCAUGAGCAGGUUGAUCAACACAGGCCUGUGUUUGCUGCAGGACCAGAGCCAGCAGGUGAGGAUGAAGGCGGCCUGCUUUACCUCAGUGCUGCACCAUGUGAGAAGAGGAGAAAGCCAAAAGAGAAUCUACCUCAUGCAGGUCAACCAGGCACUGCCACUUUUGCUUGACGUGCUGCUGGAGCAAUGCUGGGAUACUCCUGGCACACUGGAGGUGCUGCUGUUUAACCUACCUCAGUCUGAUCUCAGAUCUGUGCUGAGAGAGGCCUCGGAGUCUGCGUGUUCCAGUCUGUAUGAGCAGGACGAGGCCAAUGUGUUUGCAGAGCCCUCUGUGAUGGCCGCACAUGUGCUGCCUUACCUGCUGCAGAUGGCUGACAGAUACUCUGAAUCCUCGGCUCUGGCACGGAGCCUGAGUACAUGGACAGAGCAGAAUGCUGCACAGGUGGUGGAGAGCCUUGCAGUCUGUAAAAAACUCAAGCCAGCUGAGACGUUGACCCCGGAUUGGCUGGCUCUCCUCAUUGACCCACGUGUCCACAGCACCUUAUGUGGACUGCUUGCCAGGGCUGCCUUUCUCCUCCGACUGUUGAAAACAUCCGAUGAUCUACGACACUUUUGUGAUCCUUCGUCGCUGCGCACGAGUUUACAGGACGUUUACAGUCUUCUUAUUCAGAACGGUGUCCACUUUUCCUCCACUCUAACAGCUGCUGUGGCUGGAGAGCUGCCAGCAUGACUGAACGGAGGAGGGGCUUUUUCUGUACACUCAAUGAGCAAAGCCUUUUGGCCGACGAGGCAGAGGAUGAAAUUACCUGUGGAAUAUUUAAGGAAUGCUUAUGCCGUCUGAAUGUGCAGCAUUGAUGUUGAACGAGUGUUGUAACUGCUGAUGCUGCAGUACACCAGUACUUGGCAGGCUCACUAGGUUAUGUAAGAGCUCAUUGGCUUCAAGUCUGUUGUAUCCAUCAUCAUAUUACCUGUACAGACAAGAGACCCACUAGGCAUUAGUGUACCAAACACAGUUAUUCCCCAUAAGCUGUUCAUGAUAUUACAUUUUUUUGAAGCUUUAUUCGUUUUAAGCUUUUUCUAUGCAGCAGUUCAGACAUCAGACUAGCCUCAGGUCUGUCUUUUGUGAUCAGUCAUCCCAAACAAUAUGCUCAUUUUAAUCCCAGAGCUGCGCUCCUGUCCUCUGUUGUCCUAACUCUGUUCGUCGUCAUGGUCUCAGCAGCAUCAGUAGCAGGGUGCAAACUGACGCAGUGAUGUAAUGUAACAGCAUCAGGUGAAAAUUGGCUCCUUGGUGCCCAGCAGGGGAAUAUGGUGUAUGGCUUAAUGCUCCAUUAGAGGCCUUUGGCCUGGAUAAGUAUCCGUUUUCCGACCACAUGAGGGCUGAAGAUGAUUGACUAGAUCUGAUAGAGAGCUAUCAGUUGCUUCGCAACGAACCACACACUAGAGCAGUCUUACAUCAUCAGAUAGCCCACUGCUUUUGUUUAAGAUGGGCGGCUCUCAGUGGUAGACAAACACUGACAUGAAAGAGUUGGUACAUGCUAUCGUUGGCCUUGUUAGGGUAUUAAUUAAACAUACCUGAAGGUUUUUAUUGAUGUAUUUGUUGUAUUCUCAGGAUCUAAACAACCACGUUAUCCACAUGACUGUAAACUACCAGUUUUUAAUUUUUUUUACUGCCUCAUGCGCCUCUAUAUGUACAUAAGUCUCUAUUGUGUAUACAUGAAGCAUUGUACUUGUGAGCAUCUAGAUUAUGCAACAGCUAGGACCUCAAGAUUAUAUUAAUGAUUCAUACAUGAAGCUUAUGCAAUGUGUUUCCCUACAAUGCAUUCCUAAAUGAACACCUGCCGUGCAGAGCUCUGUGAGAUUAACGUGCUCCUCAAAGGAGGCUACAGGUGGUUCGUGUCAUGUUCUUGACGCAUUCUGUGGCAGAACGUGACGCACAAAACAAGGAGAUGCAAGAUAAUGAAAGAUAUAAGGCAGGAAAAAAUAUUUUCGUACAAACCUUGAAUCAUCACCGUAUCAAGAAUCCUUGCAAUGUUUGAAUUAUACCACACUUAAUGACGCUUAUAAUAUGCAUUUAUUGGUGAAGUUCCUCUGUUGACUUGGCAAAACCAUGUUUUUUUUCAUAGAUUUAAAGUCAUUUAAGACCAAACUUCACAGUGCAGACCCUUUAAAAUACAAAUGGAGGUUUGAACUCUGCUCUACUUCCACACGAAGGCAAGGAUUGUGACAGUAUGCCUGAAAACAAAUGCUUAAGUUAAUGAAAAGACUAGACAAAGUAAUCUGACUUCUUAUUCAUCCAUCAGAGUCUGCUUGAACCAUGUGCACAGUAUUGUGUCUUCUGCCUUCUGCCCCAACCUUGAAAACAAAGUUUUAAGUGAGUUUAAAACCAAGGUUGGACGUUUCCUGAAGGCAAAGUGUGUAUAAAACUGGAAAAUGACCAUCUGUCCUAAUGAAAGCCUUUGCUAUUGUUACUGGAAGUGCAGAGUCUCAGUGAGCCUGCAUCCUGCUAAUGAAAUGAAUAACUAUGGUAACAGGGAACAAGGCCAAGUAGGUACAACCGCUUUUAUUGGGUGUGUGUAUGUGUGCGAGUGUACGUGCAUACUGGCGUGUGUGCACCAUUCGGAGCAGGAAAGAGUGUUUUUCCACUGAAGUAGCCAGUGAACUCAUUUCAGUUAAAAAAUGUCAUUUUUUUAGUCAACAAAUAAAAUCACAGUAACAAUUUUAAUGAAUGAAAUUGUUUUUUUAAGAACUAUUUGUACUGAACAUAAUAAAGUGAACUGUUG